Messenger RNA from Canariomyces notabilis, 1419 nucleotides. Its product is annotated as FAD/NAD(P)-binding domain-containing protein. The transcript has 4 exons. Lineage: Eukaryota; Fungi; Ascomycota; Sordariomycetes; Sordariales; Chaetomiaceae. Gene Ontology annotation, biological process: ubiquinone biosynthetic process. The coding region runs from base 1 to 1266 and encodes 421 amino acids. The record is from RefSeq and is a predicted model, not a curated record. Gene Ontology annotation, cellular component: mitochondrion. Gene Ontology annotation, molecular function: oxidoreductase activity; FAD binding.
AUGACCGACUCAACGCCCAACCGACCCUUCAACAAGGCACUAAUAGUCGGCGCCGGCCCCUCGGGUCUUCUCCUCGCGCUCCUCCUCUCCCGGCACUCCAUCCCCGUGCACAUCCUCGACUCCGCAAGCUAUCUCGAUCAGCAACCGCGCGCAGCACACUACGGCACGCCCGCCAUCCCCGAGUUCAUCCGUGCUGGUAUCAUCGACUCCAUCCGGGAACGGGGACUAGUGCUCGACACCAUGUGCUGGCGGCGGCCCGACGACCAUUCCUACAUUGCGGGUUUUGACGGGUCGCGGGUGCUGCGGGACGUGGACGGGCAUGAUCUGCGCACGCACUGCCUUGUGCUGCAGGAUUUGGAUCAGAUUAUGCUGGAUGAGGUGGUGAAGCUUGGGGGGACGGUGGAGUGGGAGCAUAAGGUUGUCGGGGUGGGGCAGGAUGAGGGACUCGGGAAGGCAUGGGUGGAGGUGGAGUUGAGGGAUGAGGGGAGGAAGAGGGUGGAGGGGGAUUAUGUGGUGGGUUGUGACGGGGCGAAUUCGAUGGUGAGGAGGUCGUUGUUUGAGGAGGAGUUUCCGGGGAAGACGUGGGAUGCGCAGAUUAUCGCUACGAAUACGUACUACGACUUUGAGGCAAAGUUCGGGUGGGCGGAUGCCAACUUCAUCAUCCACCCGGAGCACUUCUUUAUGGCCGCCAGAAUAACCAAGGACGGCCUUUACCGCAUCACCUACGGCGAUACCCCUGGCCUGACCCGCGAAGAGUACCUCGCCCGUCAACCCGCGAUCUGGGAGAAGAUUCUACCCGGACACCCCAAACCAGACGAGUACAAGAUUGUCAACUUCUCCCCCUACCGCAUGCACCAACGGUGCGCACCCAAAUUCCGCGUCGGCCGCGUCCUUCUCGCCGCCGACGCCGCUCAUCUCUGCAACCCCUGGGGCGGGCUGGGGAUCACGGGCGGCUUUGUCGACGUUGGCGGCCUGUACGACUGUCUCGCGGGGAUAUGGGACGGCAAGGCGGAUGAGUCGAUUCUCGACCUGUACUCGGAGAAGCGCAUCGAAAAGUGGAAGACCAUCAUCGACCCUAUCUCGUCUGAGAAUUUUAGGAGGGUGUCGGAUAACGAGCCUCACACGAGGCUGGAGAGGGAUGAGUUUCUGCAGCAGUUGAAGAAGGCGGAGACGGAUGAUGUGUAUUUGAAGGAGCUGCUGCUGGGGUUUAUGGAGGUCAGAUAUGACUUUACGCAGCAUUACAGGGACGCGAAAAAGGGGCAAUGAGCCUGAGGGCGGUGUAAUGUGGCCGAGAUAUUGGAGGGAUAAGGAACCCGUUGGCCGGUGCAUAAUUAUUCCCAGAUGCUUCGAUAAUCUCUCGACAAGUAGUACUGUAUGUAUAAUGACCAUUUAUUGAAGUGCGAGCCGCUUCUCUUACCU